This is a messenger RNA of Nezara viridula (southern green stink bug), 1088 nucleotides long. Lineage: Eukaryota; Metazoa; Arthropoda; Insecta; Hemiptera; Pentatomidae. The record is from the annotation of a GenBank genome assembly.
UCAGUUUGAUCAUGUUUAUAAAGAUCAUAGCACGAAUCAUCUUUGUUAUUGUAAACAAUGUUUAUUGCAUUCCAACGUCAUGUAUUUGGAUCUUGUUCCUUCAGCCUGUCAAGUUUUAUAAGCCUGAUUGGUAUUGGAAAAUCGAAGGAACUUUCUUCCAUUGGCUGUUAGCAAUGGUUAGCAUGUGGAGCUGGUCAGCUGGUUAUGAUGUGGUUGAAAUUGGUGAUGAUAUUCGAUUGUGUUUGGAUGACCGGACAUUGGUUGUUGCCAACCACCAAUCAACUGCUGAUGUACCAAUGCUAAUGGCUAAUUUUAAUGCAAAAAAAGGCGUGUUGCCCAACAUUAUGUGGAUUAUGGAUAGAAUAUUCAAGUUCACUAAUUUUGGGAUUGUUUCAAUAAUUCAUGAAGAUUUUUUUAUUUUAUCGGGUAAAUCUGCUCGUGAAGAAGCAGUCACUCUUCUGAAGAAACACCUUCGUGAGUCGUAUAUACCAUUAAAAAGAAAGUUAAUGGUUCUUUUUCCAGAAGGUGGUUUUUUAAGGAAACGAAAAGAAGCCAGCAAGCGAUAUGCAAUCAAGAAUAAUUUACCUAUCCUGACAAAUGUUUCAUUGCCACGUUUAGGCGCAAUGCUUGGAAUCAUGGACGUGAUGGUUCCUAGACCAAACUCUGAGGCUGAAAGGAGUAUGUUUUACAUCUCAACAAUUCCAGAAGACGAUGAACUUCGAUGGGUAUUGGAUGUUACAAUUGCGUACCCUGAGGGUAAACCAUUGGAUUUGCCUACUAUAAUCACUGGAUCUAGACCACCUUGUCGCACAUUUAUGUUCUACAGGCUAUUUCCGUCCACUGAGCUACCUCGUGACCAAGAAGAGGUGACGAAGUGGCUGUUCGAUCGGUGGGUUGAGAAAGACCGAGUCCUGGAUAUAUUUUAUAAGACUGGAGAGAUCCCUGUGUCUGAUUACUGCAGCUCACCAUUACCCCAGCAAGUAGUUCGGCAGGAUCCCUUGAGAUUUUUCGUCAUACAUUUGUUCUUCAUCGCCUCAUCCUACUUUCAUUUCAGGCUUAUAACUUAUGCUGUCUCUUUUGUAUGGUAA